GCACUCUCGCUUCUGAGCUGUUUGAGACUGGUUGAGUAGAGUCUUUAAGAUGAAUUGGUUGAGAACAAACGGAAUUGGAGCCAAGAAAAGGCAGAGGAACGUCAAAGAGAAUGGCGAGGUUGUUCUAAAGGAGCUCAUUGAGUGUUGUGAUGGAAAAUGUAAUCCUAUCAAGAACUUCUCUUCUGAUCAGAUCAUCAAAGCAACGAAUAACUUCUCCCAAAGUAACCGUGCUUCCCGCAUUGACAUCUAUUACCGUUGCUAUAAAGGUAUCCUCGAUGACCGUCCUGUGCUCAUCAAGAAAGGGAAAUACAAUCUUGAUAAGAAAGAGAUUUGUCGAGACAUAGCGAUAUCAUCAAUGGUGAGUGGUCACAAGAACUUCCUUAAGUUGUUGGGAUGUUGUCUUGAGUUCACUCCUCCUGUCUUAGUUUUUGAGUAUGCAGAGAUUAUAACUCUUGGUCCACUAGCGGCAUCUAACCCGAGUAACAUGACGAGGAUAAAGAUAGCAAGAGAGGUCGCAAACGCUUUGACUUACCUUCACACUGCAUUCUCAAGAGCUUUCAUCCACUCGAGUCUAGAUCCUUUCACCGUUUACUUAGAUGGAAAUGGAAUCGCAAAGCUUGGGAAUUUCUGUUACUGUGUCUAUAUUCCCGAAGGAGAGGAGUUUAUUCAUGAUGAUUCAUUGAAGAAGUACCAUGAGUUUAGGACCAGCACCUUAAAGCAAGCACAUGGACUUGGUGUGUGUUACUUACCUGUCAUUGAUCCUGAAUACAAGGCAACCGGUAAGGUCACCACAAAGACGGAUAUGCAUAGCUUUGGAGCCUUCAUGCUAGCUCUUGUCCAGGUAAAGGAAGUAGAUGAUGAGCUAUCUUUGUCCUCGGAUAUGCUGAGAGCAUUGGCUGAGUUAUUCAUUAAACCUCAUGAUGAUGCUUGUUUCCCUCUUCACCUUCAUGUUUCCAAGGUGCUAAGGAAGUUUGGGUAUGCAGAGGUUAUGGAUUCAGAUGUUAGCAAUGUGGUUGUUUCACCGGUGAAAGAGUUUUUUAGAUUAGCGUUGAGAUGCAUAGGAUGCAGUUUAGGAGUAGACCCAUUGACUAGCAUGAUUCAGGUGGCUAAAUACCUCAGAGCAAUUGAGAAAUCUGCAUAUGGGGAUCACUGGUGAAUGCUCAUUUUGGAAUUGUGUCUGAAACAGCAGAGUUCUGGUUUUUUCUUAAGAGACAAGGUUUACUACAGAAAGAGAAUCUCAGAUGUACUUAAUAUCUCACGAAAGGUUAUAUUUCUGGAUGAUAGUUAAGUGCCAUUAUCUCUGAUUUACAACUGGUCAUAUUAUAUGUAUACAUACGCUUCUAUGAUCUAUUAAAC
Messenger RNA from Eruca vesicaria subsp. sativa (arugula), 1356 nucleotides. NCBI's taxonomy places the organism in Eukaryota, Viridiplantae, Streptophyta, Magnoliopsida, Brassicales, Brassicaceae. The record is from the annotation of a GenBank genome assembly.